Molecule: messenger RNA, 603 nt
Organism: Lathyrus sativus (Indian pea)
Lineage: Eukaryota; Viridiplantae; Streptophyta; Magnoliopsida; Fabales; Fabaceae
Source: the annotation of a GenBank genome assembly
AUGGAUGAUUACAAGUGGGAAUUAAGGACUUAUUUUGCUACUAGGGAAGACUUUAAAGAGGCAGUUAGAAUUUAUGCUAUUUAUUCAAGUAGAAACCUCAAAUUUAAGAAAAAUGAUAACAAGAGGAUGAGAGUCAUAUGUAAGAAAGGUUGUCCAUGGGAGUCAUACUGUGCAAAAUUACAAGAAGAUAAUACUUGGCAGUUGAGAAAAAUUGUAGACAAGCAUACAUACAGUAGGGAUUAUAAGGUCAGGUUCCUAAAUUUCAAAUGGUUAGGCAAAAAGAUUCAAAGUAAUGUAAGAGAGAAUCCUAAUUUGAAGUUGAUUGAUGUAAUGGAGAAAACAAAUCAAAAGUGGAACGUAGGGAUCAAUAAGACACUUGCAUACAAAGUUAAGUCACUUGCUAUUGGCAUUUUUGAUGGUUCAUUUAGGGUGCAAUAUACAAGAAUCCAUGAUUAUAGCCAUGAGCUGUUAAGGGCAAACAUUGGUUCAAGUAUGAAAAUUACAAGUCAACCAAGUCAAGGUGGAGAGGAAAAUAGUGAAAAUCCUAAGAGGUCAUAUUUGAUAUGUUUUAUUCUUGUACUAGUUACUGAUGUGGAUGUUUGA